AUGGCUCUGCGAGCGGCCGCCGCAAGGCUGGCGUCGUCCACCCUCCGCCGCCGCCAGCUCAUCCCCGCGGCGGCGCUCCUCUCGCCCGCCACCGCCCACCCCGCCGCCUUCCUCCACUCCCACGCCACCAGCUUCGGGUACAAGCAGGUGCGCGAGGACGAGAAGAGCAAGCUGGUGGGCAACGUCUUCAGCAGCGUCGCCUCCAGCUACGACGUCAUGAACGACCUCAUGAGCGCCGGCCUGCACAGGCUCUGGAAGGACAGGCUGAUUUCGAAGCUCAAUCCGUUUCCUGGGAUGAAGCAUCUGGACGUGGCUGGUGGCACAGGGGAUGUUGCAUUUCGGGUAGUGGAAAGGAUCAAGAGCGUGAGCCACAGAGCUACGCAGGGCACUCUUACUGACCUUGAAGAGGACACUCACAUUUAUGUCUGCGACAUCAAUCCAAAUAUGCUGGACGUUGGAAAGAAGCGUGCUGCCGAAAAAGGCUACAACGAAGAGCAGUGCCUUAGUUGGGUACAGGGAGACGCAGAAGCUCUGAGUUUUGAGGAUGGGUCUAUGGAUGGCUAUACUAUCGCAUUCGGGAUCAGAAAUGUGACACACAUUGAGAAAGCUCUAUCAGAAGCUUACAGAGUUCUAAAGAAAGGAGGAAGGUUUCUAUGCUUGGAGUUGAGUCAUGUGGAUGUUCCAAUCUUUAAAGACAUUUACGACGCCUAUUCAUUUUCCGUGAUUCCGGCUGUGGGAGAGCUAGUUGCUGGGGAUAGGCAAUCGUACCAAUACUUGGUUGAGAGCAUCCGUCGGUUUCCAAAACAGGAAAAGUUUGCUCAGAUGAUCCAGGAAGCCGGAUUUGAGAGGGUCGAAUAUGAGAAUCUGGUGGGUGGUGUAGUUGCCAUUCACUCUGGACUGAAACUGUAGCAUAGUAUAGGUCAAAUAGCUGCACGGUAGAAAGACAGUUCGGUGAUGUUGGAUCUGAAUCAUACAUUUGGGGCUAACAUUUGGCCAUUUUCCUUGUUUAAAAAGCAUGUGGCCUUGUUUUGGUUUGUUAUUCCAUUUGAAAUAAGGGCAGAUGUUCUGCAUAGUGUUGUUCUUAGCUUUUGUGACAAUUUGGUCCAUAAAUAAAAACCUUGUACACGCAA
This is a messenger RNA of Lolium rigidum, 1130 nucleotides long. RefSeq names its product 2-methoxy-6-polyprenyl-1,4-benzoquinol methylase, mitochondrial. NCBI's taxonomy places the organism in Eukaryota, Viridiplantae, Streptophyta, Magnoliopsida, Poales, Poaceae. Gene Ontology annotation, cellular component: mitochondrion. The transcript is spliced from 8 exons. Bases 1 to 909 code for a protein of 302 amino acids. The record is from RefSeq and is a predicted model, not a curated record. Gene Ontology annotation, molecular function: methyltransferase activity. Gene Ontology annotation, biological process: ubiquinone biosynthetic process.